Molecule: messenger RNA, 702 nt
Organism: Pestalotiopsis fici W106-1
Lineage: Eukaryota; Fungi; Ascomycota; Sordariomycetes; Amphisphaeriales; Sporocadaceae
Exons: 3
Coding region: 1-702 (233 amino acids)
Cellular component (GO): cytoplasm
Molecular function (GO): phosphatase activity
Source: RefSeq, a predicted model, not a curated record
AUGCCGCCGACUCUCAUCCUCAUCCGCCACGCACAGGCGCUACACAACAUUGAAGGUCGAUAUGACAUUCACGACCCAGAUCUAUCCGAGCUCGGUUUUGAGCAGCUCAAGCUGCUCCGGGAAAGCCUGAUGGCCCAUCCGCUUGCUCAGAAUGCCGGUCUUAUUGUGACCAGUCCCAUGCGCAGAACCAUUCAAACAACCCUUGGGUCUGUGGACUGGCUGAUUUCCAAUGGUGUCAAAGUGGAGGCAGAUGCUGAUUGGCAAGAAAACUCUGUUAAGCCCUGUGACACUGGGUCACCUGUUACAGCUCUAGGCGAGGAAUUCCCAGUUGUCGAUUUCUCGUCUCUAGAUCCUGUAUACCCCGAUAAGUCAACACCAGCUGGAUCAAAAUAUGCGUACAACAAGACGGCCCUACUCGCACGUGGACAGCGUGCUCUACGGAAACUCUACAACCGACCGGAAAAAGUCAUCAUCGUCAUUUCCCACUCGGGCUUCCUGCGGGAGUGCAUUUCGGGUUUCUGGUACUUCAACUCUGAUUACCGUAUUUUUGAGUUUGAAGAGCGAGCAAGCGAUGAUGAACCCUACACACUCAAACAAUCUGAUGAAACACUUGAGAAGGGUGGUGGUCUAGGCCUCAGUCAUAAACGCGCCGUAGGUCUUGGUAACAAUUUGCCAGAUGAAAGUCUGAAGAACGCACAAUAG